AUGAGUGGCGACCUGCAAUCCACUGGCCGCGGCGGCGCUGGCAACAUUGGCGACGCGACCAAGUCGCCCAAGAUCCAACCCCAGGACCUUGAGACACCUCACCUCAAGACGCCCGUCUACACCACAGGCCGCGGCGGCUCGGGCAACAUGGCCAACAACACCAACCCGGAUGAGGCGCGCGCUGCGCAGGACGUCAAUGCCAUCACCCGGACAGUCAGCAACUCUGCCACCCACGUCGGCCGUGGCGGCGCUGCGAACGUGACCAAGGGCGGCGAGGGCGAGGCGGCGCCGGCGGCGGCUGCUGCUGAGACGCCCAAGGCCAAGAAGGAGGGCGGUCUCCUUGCUCGUCUCAAGGGCAUGCUUGGCAGCAAGUGA
Messenger RNA from Microdochium trichocladiopsis, 375 nucleotides. RefSeq lists its product as uncharacterized. The record is from RefSeq and is a predicted model, not a curated record. NCBI's taxonomy places the organism in Eukaryota, Fungi, Ascomycota, Sordariomycetes, Xylariales, Microdochiaceae. The transcript has 2 exons. The coding region runs from base 1 to 375 and encodes 124 amino acids.